Talaromyces marneffei is the source of this 459-nucleotide messenger RNA. RefSeq lists its product as uncharacterized. The transcript is spliced from 2 exons. Lineage: Eukaryota; Fungi; Ascomycota; Eurotiomycetes; Eurotiales; Trichocomaceae. The coding region runs from base 1 to 459 and encodes 152 amino acids. The record is from RefSeq and is a predicted model, not a curated record.
AUGUCAACAGCCACAGCUGAAGCUCAGGCAGCAACUCUCGCCAAGUUCAUUGAGGGAUGGAAAACCUUCACCCCCGAGUCCUGGACGGAGACCUGGACCGACGACUGCACGCAGAACUUCCUGCCUUUUACCAUGGGUGUUCCUCCACGCACAAAACCCGAGGUCCUCAAGCUUUUGCCCAGUCUCUUGGGUGUUUUACUCAACUAUAAGUUGGACAUAUAUUCAAUCCUUCAUGACGCAUCCAAGAACAAAGCCGCCAUUUACGCAACAUCUUUUGCGGAUACACCAUUUGGUGAUUUCAAGUGGACCAACGAAUAUGCAGUUUUCCUUACGUUCAGCGAAGAUGGAACGCAGGUCAGCAAGUUGGAGGAGAUGGUCGAUACUGCCUUUUACAAGGAGUUCUUCCCCAAAUUUCAACAGUAUAUGGCGGAGAAGGGAGCAAAUAUUGCAGCCCAUUAG